Messenger RNA from Mercurialis annua (annual mercury), 3080 nucleotides. RefSeq names its product putative disease resistance protein RGA1. The transcript has a single exon. Gene Ontology annotation, molecular function: ADP binding; protein binding. Gene Ontology annotation, biological process: defense response to other organism. Lineage: Eukaryota; Viridiplantae; Streptophyta; Magnoliopsida; Malpighiales; Euphorbiaceae. Bases 72 to 2852 code for a protein of 926 amino acids. The record is from RefSeq and is a predicted model, not a curated record.
CACAUCCAAUAAAUACAAUCGUCUCUCCGGACUCUAAACUAAAGUAGUAGAUCUUUUCAUCUGUUGUGGCAAUGGCAGAAUCCCUGGUUUUCGAAGUCCUACAAAAAGUAGGAUCCUUCCUUUAUGAAGAAGUGAGUCAAUUUAUGGGUGUCCGAGGACAACUUGAGAAGCUUCAGAGCAAUCUCCAAGCCAUCCAGGCUGUGCUUUCUGAUGCGGAAAACAGGCAAUGGAAGGAGGCUGUGAUCAAGCUAUGGCUGGAUAAGCUCAAAGACGUAUCCUACGACAUUGAUGAUGUUCUAGACGAAUGGAGCACCGCGAUUCUGAAAGGAGAUAAUCCAUCUUCCUCCCAAGUAUUUUCUCUACUCCCUAGCUUUUGCUUUUCCUGCUAUCAGAUUCCUGUUCGUUAUGAUAUUGCUGAUAAGAUAACAGAAUUAAAUGUAAGACUAGAUGUUAUUGCCUGUGAGAAAGAGAGGUAUAGCUUUAACCAACUCGUUGUUAAAAAUGAACAACUAGUUGAGCAACGAAUCACCACCUCUGUCGUUAAUAUUUCAGAGGUGAAAGGAAGAGGCGAAGAGAAGCAGAAAAUCAUUGACAUGUUGGUUGGAGAGAGUUGUGAAACCCAACCCCUACGAGUCAUCUCCUUAGUGGGGAUGGGAGGCAUUGGAAAAACAACUUUGGCCAAAUUAGUUUAUAAUGAUGAUGAUGUGAAAAACCAUUUUGACGCGAUAAUAUGGGUGUGUGUCUCCAAUCCCUUUGAUGAGAUUAGAGUUGCCAAGGCGAUUCUUGAAUCUCUUAUGCAGGUGACGCCAAAUCUGGUCGAACUACAGAGCAUACUAGAGCAGAUACAACGAUUGAUGAGUGGGAAAAGGUUUUUACUUGUUUUAGAUGAUGUGUGGACUGAAGAUCGUAGUAAGUGGGAGCAAUUGGAAUGCUCUCUUCUAUCCGGGUUGCCAGGAAGCAGAAUUCUUGCAACCACUCGCAAGGAGAAUGUUGCAAAGACUAUAGGGUGCACCGAGUCUGAUAUAUUCCCAAUAGGACAUUUGUCCGAUGAGGAAUGCUGGUUAUUGUUUAGCCAGAUUGUGUUUGCUAGAUGUACUAGCAAAAUUAAUGAACAACUAGAAGGAAUCUGUAGGGAGAUUGUUGCAAAAUGUAAAGGUUUGCCUCUUGCUAUUAGGAUGCUCGGAUCUCUAUGCUCUGGAAAAUCCAGAGCAGAGUUGCAGAGUAUUUUAGAAAGUGAGGUAUGGGAACUAGAAGAGGCUAAAGUUGAUAUUUUCCCUCAUCUAUUGUUGAGCUAUUAUGAUUUGCCUUCAGCCUUGAAACGAUGUUUCUCAUACUGUUCCAUCUUUCCAAAAGACUACAGCAUAAGUAAACAUAAACUGAUCGAGUCAUGGAUGGCUCUCGGGUUUCUCAGGGCAACAUCGAGGGAAGACAUGGAGAAAGUAGGAGAAAAGUACUUCCAGAAAUUAGCAAUGUGCUCCCUCCUCCAAGAUUAUGAAGUGGAUAGGGAUGAUGGGAGCAUAACAUCUUGUCAUAUGCAUGAUAUAGUCCAUGAUUUUGCUCUUUUCAUUACAAAGAAUGAAUGUUUUUCGUUGGAGGCUAUUGGUUCUGAAGAGACAAGAAUUGAAUCCUUCCCCAAAGAAGCACGCUAUGCAAGAUUAAUGGUUGCAGAUGGUGCUCCUCUUCUAGAUUUCUUGAGUGGUUUGAAGAGACUGCACAGUUUGAAGGUUCAAUGCAGUUCCAGCACCACCAUUUCUGGAGCUCAGCUAACUCAUCUGUUUGAAAACUUGAGUCUUUUGAGAUCGUUAGACCUGAGCAAUUGUAAUAUUACAGAAAUACCAUCUGCAAUACGUAAAUUAGUACACUUAAAGCAACUAGAUUUAUCUUUGAACUAUAACUUGAGGGAGUUGCCUGAAACAGUAUGCGAGUUAGUUAACUUGCAAACCUUAAAUGUUUCUUGUGGUAGUGAUGGUUUUGGUAAGCUACCACAAGGUAUAGGAAAACUAAUCCAGUUAAGGCAUUUGCACAAUAGCCCAACUGUAGUACUUCCUAAAGGAGUUGGAAGCUUAAUCCGCCUCCGAACAUUAGAUGAUUUUUGCCUUGGCUAUGGAGGCGCAGAUUUUUCUCUUGCGGAUCUUGAAAAGUUGAACCAUCUUAAAGGAAAGCUUAGUAUCACAGGGUUGAAUGGUAAGUUAGAUGUAGUUUCUGCUAAGCAAGCAAAGUUGAAGACAAAGACUCAAAUUAUUUCUGUCGCACUAAAUUUUCAAGGAGAAGAAGCAGAGUCAAGGAAGUAUCAUGACAAGGACAUAAUAGAAGAAUUAGAGUCAUCUCCAAAUUUAGAAUGUUUAUCAAUAUAUAGCUACCAAGGAUCGGUGUUUCCAAGUUGGAUAAUGUCAUUAGCUAAUCUGAAGAAACUUGAUCUGUAUUCUUGCUAUAACUGUCAGCAUUUACCUUCUCUAGGGAAGCUUCCAUCUCUAGAAUCUCUCGACUUUUUUCGGUUACUUGGGGUGAAUAAGAUUGGCUUGGAAUUUCUGGGAAUAGGACCUCACACUGACAAUGAGACCGAUGUUGCAUUUCCCAAACUGACUCGACUAAGUUUCUCGAGAAUGGCUGGUUGGCGAGAACGGGAUGAUGUAGUUGAUGGGGACACCGAUGAAGAUAUUUCUAGUAGAAUCGUAAUGCCAUCUCUUCAGUCUCUAUCUUUUUUGAAAUGCUAUAACUUGCGGGCAUUGCCAAGCUACAUUUCCCAACGGGUAAGGCAAAGGAAAUUGAAUUUGACAAUCAAGCGGUGUAGCUUUCUGAGAUCACGAUACCAGCAAGAUUUCUCUGACCUUCCUAAUGUCAAUCUAUGGUGAAUGCAUGCAUAUGAUGAUGAAGCAAUCAUGACUCCGUAGUUAAUUCCUGUGCUUUGUUUCGUUAUUUUUUGUUAAGUUGCAAUCUUGCUGGAAUUAUUUAUUGUAUUUUUUCUCACAUUUGAUGUGCCAUUGUUUUUUCUGUUUCUGUGAUAAUGUUCAUUUUAUUUGCUACAGUUCCAUUUUUGAAAAGAGUAAUCAGUUAUUAUCUAAUGUAUUCUGUUUUUCUCA